Molecule: messenger RNA, 3636 nt
Organism: Triplophysa rosa
Lineage: Eukaryota; Metazoa; Chordata; Actinopteri; Cypriniformes; Nemacheilidae
Exons: 22
Coding region: 1-3636 (1211 amino acids)
Biological process (GO): protein autophosphorylation; negative regulation of apoptotic process; regulation of mitotic cell cycle
Cellular component (GO): cytoplasm
Molecular function (GO): ATP binding; protein serine/threonine kinase activity
Source: RefSeq, a predicted model, not a curated record
AUGGGACAAGAAAUUGGCAAAUGUGUUAAAACCGACAGCGUUGACGAUCGGAGCGGUGUGUACAAACAAUGCACACCAGCACCAUCGACCGCGAAUGGUAAACGCGAUGGAGGAAGGAAGAAAAAGAGGUUUUGGAGACGGAAGAAAGGCCUCAGAGAAGAUCAGGUUCAGGCUACUGAAGUGAUCGAUGUGGCAUCUGACAGAAACACCGACGAGUUUCAGGAAAACCAGGAAACUCUCACCUGUGACCUGGAGAUGCUCAGCACUCAGGAACCAGUCCUGUCUGAGUCCCUUGUGCAGGUGCACUUUGGGUCGGACUCGACUGAGGAUGCCGUACAGGAUCCAGUCACUAUAGAGUCGGACUGGAAGGAAAAGCUGGAUUGGGAUAAAGAAAUCCAGCCAGCACCAGUCAGUGUGGCUGAGGAGGGAAUGGAGGAAUAUGAGGAGCCCAGCGUGGUCAUUAAGGAAAUCAAGUCAUGCCGGUAUGAGAUCGGUGACAUGCUGUCUGAAUGCGCUUUUGGAGCCAUUUAUGAAGGGACCCGGUUGAAGGAUGGCUUGAAGGUUUGUUUUGUUGAUCAGGUGGCAGUGAAACGUGUCAAUACCUCUAAGCAUCUGGAUUAUAUCAAAAUCCCAGGUCACCCUGAGCCUCUUCCACGUGAGGUGGCUCUUCACAUGCUUGCCUGUGAUGGAGAAAUCCUUCCUGAGGUUGUCCAGCUCUUGGACUGGCAGGUGUAUCCGGACCACUACAUCAUGGUCCUGGAGCGCCCCUCUCCCUGCGUGGAUGUACGUGAAUUUGCCACGAGCAACAAGGGAAAACUCAACGAGGAGGUAGCCAAAGACAUCAUGUGGCAGGCGACCACAGCUGCCUACAAGUGCUGCCGGCGGGGGGUUUUCCACCGUGAUAUCAAAAUGGAGAACCUCCUCAUAAGAACAGACACCCUAUACGUCAAACUCAUCGACUUUGGGUGCGGCGAUCUGCUUACAGGGUCGUCUUACAAGACGUUUAUGGGCACAAGAGACUACGCCUGCCCAGAGUUUUUCAAAACGGGCGAAUAUUACGGACAGCCGGCGACGGUGUACUCGCUGGGCGUGCUGCUGUUCGCCAUGGUGUGCGGGACAUUUCCCAACUGUAAUGACCAGUACUCGAUCAACGAAAGGAUCUUGUACAAAGACGGCUUGACUGAAGAAUGCUGCCAUUUGAUUGAAGCCUGUCUGCAAGAGGAUCCAGAGGAUCGUAUUGAACUGGAUGAGAUCCUUCACCACACAUGGUUUCAGGACAAAUAUCCUGCCGACGGUCUCCAGACUCCCAUCCACUUUAAUGAGAAUAAAGAGGAUGAUCAGAAGCCCAGAGUGAGAAUUGAAGAAAUCAAUGGCCGGCGGUAUGAGAUCGGCAGAAAGUUGGGUCAAGGCGGUUUUGGAUACGUCCAUGAAGGGACGCGUCUGCGGGACGGAUUGAAGGUGGCAGUGAAAAUUGUCAAGAAGACCGAUGAUGUGAGGGAGGAUUAUAUCAACUUUCCGGGUCAUCCUGAGCCUCUUCCACGAGAGGUCGGUCUUCAGAUGCUUGCCUGUGAGGGAGUACAUGUUCCUGUAAUCGUCCAGUUGCUGGACUGGCAGGACGAUUUAGACCGAUACUUCAUGGUCCUGGAGCGCCCCUCUCCCUGCAUGGACCUGCUCGGUUUCAUGAAAAACAAUGGAGGCAGAGUGACCGAGUACAUUGCGCAGGCUAUCAUGUUGCAAGCGACUUAUGCGGCUGUCGUCUGCUGCCUACGGGGGGUUUUCCAUAGAGACAUAAAGCUGGAAAACCUCCUGAUUAACCCGGACACGCUGAAGGUCAAAAUGAUUGACUUCGGGUGCGGCGAUCUGCUUAAAAGAUCAGCUUACAAGAAGUAUAUGGGCACGAGGAUCUACAUGUGCCCCGAAUACUUUGAAUGGGGCGAGUACUAUGGAAAGCCGGCGACGGUGUACUCGCUGGGCGUGCUGCUAUUCGCCAUGGUGUGCGGGAGAUUUCCCACCUAUUCAGACCGGGACCAGAUCAACGAGAAGUCGUGGAGUAAAGACGGCUUGACUGAAGAAUGCUGCCAUUUGAUUGAAGCCUGUCUCCAAGAGGAUCCAGAGGAUCGUCUUGAUCUGGAUGAGAUCCUUGAACACAAGUGGUUUCAGCAGGAAGAUCCCGCAGACGGCCUCCAGACUCCCGUCCACAAUGGGGGUGAUGAUGUCAUUGAGGAUCCAGAUGAUGCUUGGUCUGACUUGAAUGAUCAUGUGGACAUUUUUAGCCUGCACACUUCAGGCAGUCAGUCCGAAGAAGAGUCGGAGGAUGAUCAGAAGUCCAGAGUGAGAUUUGAACAAAUCAAUGGCCGGUGGUAUGAGAUCGGCGGAAAGUUGGGUCAAGGCGGUUUUGGAUACGUACAUGAAGGGAAGCGUCUGCGGGACGGAUUGAAGGUGGCAGUGAAAAUUGUCAAGAAGACCGAUGAUGUGAGGGAGGAUUAUAUCAACUUUCCGGGUCAUCCUGAGCCUCUUCCACGAGAGGUCGGUCUUCAGAUGCUUGCCUGUGAGGGAGUACAUGUUCCUGUAAUCGUCCAGUUGCUGGACUGGCAGGACGAUUUAGACCGAUACUUCAUGGUCCUGGAGCGCCCCUCUCCCUGCAUGGACCUGCUCGGUUUCAUGAAAAGCAAUGGAGGCAGAGUGACCGAGUACAUUGCGCAGGCUAUCAUGUUGCAAGCGACUUAUGCGGCUGUCGUCUGCUGCCUACGGGGGGUUUUCCAUAGAGACAUAAAGCUGGAAAACCUCCUGAUUAACCCGGACACGCUGAAGGUCAAAAUGAUUGACUUCGGGUGCGGCGAUCUGCUUAAAAGAUCAGCUUACAAGAAGUAUAUGGGCACAAGGACCUACACCUGCCCCGAAUACUUUGAAUGUGGCGAGUACUAUGGAAAGCCGGCGACGGUGUACUCGCUGGGCGUGCUGCUAUUCGCCAUGGUGUGCGGGAGAUUUCCCACUCAUUUUGACCUGGACCAGAUCAAUGAGAAGUCGUGGAGUAAAGACGGCUUGACUGAAGAAUGCUGCCAUUUGAUUGAAGCCUGUCUGCAAGAGGAUCCAGAGGAUCGUAUUGAUCUGGAUGAGAUCUUUAACCACACAUGGUUUCAGGAAGAUCCCGCAGACGGCCUCCAGACUCCCGUCCACACUGGGAGUGAUGUCGGCAUUGAGGAUCCAGAUGAUGCUGGGUCUGACUGUAAUGAUGAUGGGGAGGUUAUAAUACAGCAGACCUCAGUUGGUAGUGUGUCAGGCGUGCUACAGACCUAUAUCGCUCCUCCCUGUCAUUGCAAAGACGCUGGAACAAGCUGUCUUCACCCAGUCCACAACCUGCUGGACAGCAAACAGUCAGGCUUCAAAAGCAACCACUCAACUGAGACUGCUUUGCUUUCUGUGACUGAGGUGCUACGACAGGCUAAGGCGAAGUCCAAAUCCUCUGUUCUUCUGCUCGAUUCAUCUGCUGCCUUCGAUGCGAACCUGGAGGUGUCCUGGAGGGUCGAGCUAUCCAAAGCUCAUCAUUUGGUCAAUGGGGUUCCUCAGGGAUCAGAGCUGUCUGGAAUAUAUCUCAACCUGGAUGAGAAACCACCACCUCCAGCUCAACCUGGCUAA